UAACUACUAUUGAAUCACAGACCGCCAACCCGCCUAUCGGACGAUAUGGCUUCUCUUGAGCAACCCAAGAUCAAGCUUUACUGGCUCAACGCGUCCAGGGCGCAACGGAUUCUAUGGCUUCUCGAGGAGCUGAAUCUCACAUACGAACUGGUGGUCUUCCAUCGCGACAAAGACAUGUUUGCACCACCAGAGCUGGCCAAAAUCCACCCCUUGGGCAAAUCUCCACUAGUUUCCAUCGCGGCUCCUGGCUCAACCGAGGAACUCGUCCUUGCAGAGAGCAGCUUCAUUGUCCAGUAUCUCUGUGAUCACUUUGCCCAAGGCACCAACCUGGUGCCGAAGCGAUACAGGCCUGGACACGAAGGCAAGGUCGGCGGCGAAACCGAAGAGUGGCUGAGGUAUCAGUACUUUCUCAAUUUCUCCGAGGGGAGUCUGAUGCCGAACAUGCUCAUAUCCUUGGUCCUCUCUAUCUUCAAAGGCGACAAAGUGCCCAGAGUGAUCCGCCCCGUGACGGGAUUUGUCGCGAAUAAAAUCACCGCAGCUUUCCUCGACCCUAGUGUCAAGGGACAACUCGCGUUCCUCGAAUCCCAGUUGGCCACUUCGCCAGGAGGCGGCAAUUACCUGUGCGGCCAGCACCUUACUGCCGCUGAUAUCCUCAUAAGUUAUCCUCUCCUCGCUGCCCGAGGGCGAUUUGCGCAGCUGGUCGUGGAUGGGAAGAAAUUGUCGGAUGCAUAUCCGAAACUAUGGGCUUAUGUGAAUCGCCUCACUGCAGAAGCGGCCUACAAGAAGGCCGAAGAUAAGAUCGAAGAGAUUACGGGGGAGAAGGAGAGUCUGCUGCCACAUUAGUUUUGGUAUUUGAUGCGGGUCGAGCUGCGCUCUGUGUAUGGUAUCGAGAAAACUAGGGCUACGUAACUACUUGUGCUGCGAGCAUCUGUCUGUCUUUCAAAAGAUGUUGAAAGUUGUCGCGUUCUCAUGCCCCGAUCCCACUGCUUCGCCAUCCAUAACGCCAUCGCAGUACGCCUCUCCUACGUAUUGCCAUGAUGUAUCACGACCAGACAGACUCGAGCCGACCCUCUGCCUCAAGAUAUGCGGUACCGUUCCACCAAAG
Molecule: messenger RNA, 1105 nt
Organism: Phialemonium atrogriseum
Lineage: Eukaryota; Fungi; Ascomycota; Sordariomycetes; Cephalothecales; Cephalothecaceae
Exons: 3
Coding region: 46-843 (265 amino acids)
Source: RefSeq, a predicted model, not a curated record